This is a messenger RNA of Tigriopus californicus, 8422 nucleotides long. RefSeq lists its product as uncharacterized. Gene Ontology annotation, cellular component: exocytic vesicle; plasma membrane. The record is from RefSeq and is a predicted model, not a curated record. Gene Ontology annotation, molecular function: neurexin family protein binding. Gene Ontology annotation, biological process: exocytosis. Lineage: Eukaryota; Metazoa; Arthropoda; Copepoda; Harpacticoida; Harpacticidae. The transcript is spliced from 8 exons. Bases 429 to 7910 code for a protein of 2493 amino acids.
GGCAGACUCAAAAUAAUCAUGGAAACGGAGAACAUCGCAGUGACAAAACCAGCAGAGAAUUCAAAUCAGAGUACAGAUUGAGCUUGAACCCAGGCAGUGAGAAUCAGGGAGGUGUCUAUCGGUCAGCUUCUUCCAUUACUAGUCGACCCAAGGGCAAGGCUCCGUUGGUGAAGCCCGUGCGAAGAUCCAAGUCUCACAAGGCUACCAGUGUGACGAACAUUUUGCAUGGCGGACCAGUGACUUUCGUGAGUGUGAACAACAUCAACCAUUUGGUGGAGCUCACCACCCCAGAAAACCCUUGUCCUGAGGACAUCUUCCAAGGUAGUCACACCCUACCAAGGGCCAGCGGAAGUAGACAGAGCACCAAAAGCAAGGCCAAAAAUGGUUGUUCGGAUGACUCAGAUGUGAUUAUUACCAAUACGACUCACAUGGAGAGUGGAGGGAAAGGUGUGAGGAUUCAAAUCGGAUCGGGGGGCUCCUCUCAAGGCGGAACCAAAGCGGGGAUCUCUUCAGUUUUAAGUAGUUCAACGUCAAGUCAUCCAUCACUCCCACAUGGUCGUUUUCCUCAGCAAAAUUCUGAUAAGAAGAGAGUUAGUAAGGUUGCCUCUGCAACACUCACUGCAAACAGCGGGGUAUUCGAGGAGAAACCUGAUAACGUGGACAAGAAUCGGAUCGAGCAAGAAUGCCAGACGAGCAUUGAUUUUCGUUACAGUGAAUAUGAUACUCUCGCCUCCAACGGCGUGAGCAAUAAUCCUUUGACUUCCUCCGCCCGUGUGAGUCGCCCUUCAAAAGUAAUCGCGUCGACUUCCUCCAAAAAUAAGAAAGGAAGGAGGAAAUAUACCCUCGAAGAACUGGAGGUGGAAGGCUUUGAACCCUCCAGCUGCUCAGAGUCGGAAAAACUUCAUAUUUCUGACGCCGACCUGGAUGAGGACGACAUCGACUUGAGUUCGUUGAUCGAAGGUGCUGUGGAUGAUGAUGAUGAUGAUGAUGGCGAAGGCGAAGGCGAAGAAGACGAAGACGAAGAACAAGAGGCGUAUGAUGUGGUAACUUCUUCUGCAAAUAACGAGGCCAUGAGUGAUCCAAGACUUCAUUUCAAGCCUGUCCAAGCCUCUGCAAAAAUGCAAGGUAAUAGUGAUUCCAAUCCACUUGGUGAACAUCACCAAACUCGAAUUCAACGCGUGGACGACGCAGUCUCUAGUGAGGAUGAGGAUCUCUUGUCUAUGGCAGUUCAUCAAGGCAGCUUGUCAAGUCACAAUUUCGUGGCACUUCAACCUCAUUCAGAUACAGAGGCAGACUUCUUAGAGAGCUCCAAGGUGCAUUCCUCACAGAAAAGAGGAUCCUCUUCAACGUCUUCAACAUCUGCUGCGAACAGCAGUGCCAAGUCACGAAAUGGGGGUAGACCACUUCCACCACCACAACCUGCCAGGCGAAGAAUGCUUCCAAAAGAACCUACAAUGAAUACUGUGACUGCUAUCAACAACGCUGAAAAGCAUGCCCUCUCCUCUCGAGAGGAAGUUGAAAAAUCCCAAUUGUUAAAUCUUCUACCAACAACAGACAAUUCCAGCCGGGUGUUGUCAAGUGGUAACGUGUCGAUAGCAGCUGAAACUUCAGACUUUGAUAGUAUCAGCACCACUUCAGCUUCCUACGUGGUUAACCAUUCGGACGUCGAUUCCAUCUUGAAUGAGGAGUUCUCCACUAAUCUAGCAAACGUGAAUGAAGGCGAGACCAAAGGAGUGAUAGAGCGACAGUUACUCCCUGAUAGGUUCCCUCCCCAUAUGUCAAUAGACGCUCCAGCUUCACCAUCCCCAUUCUCGCCUGAGAAGCAACAAGGACAGCAAAUAUUAUCACCAGUGGCGCAACCAUCACUAACAUCCUCAACCAUCAAUGACGGACAAGAGCAUCGCGCUACCAACACCGUGGCUAAAGCGAAAUCCGCUCUUGGACUACCUGUGUCCAGACCAAAGAAAAAAGAAGGAGAUGAACUCCCUCAAGGCACCAAACUUGCGCCCUCCUCGCCAACUCAAGCCGGGAGGACGAGCCUUGGAAACGAAGUCGGGCCCGAAAAUCUAGCGGAAGAGGACGAAAGGGAGGAAGAGGAGGAUCGCUCUGCGUCCGAUUUGACGGCAGUUACAUGUGAGGAGAUCCGGAGUGAACAGGGGCCUCCUGUGAAAUCUAGUCGGAAAAGAAAGACACUAGAGAUUGAGCCUGAGGCCCAUUCAAGUGACAAUCGUCCCACAGAGGCGCAAGUGACUGCCAGUGAUAAUGACUUUGAUGACCUAGUUGAAGACACCAGACCAGGAGAAUGUAAUAAUCCUCAACAAGAGUUAAAACAGAGGAAGGGGUCGGUGUCCGACUUGAUUGCCCGCUUUGAAACUUCAAACUCCAAGAAAACCAGUUCAAGCUCUAGUGUAUCCAAUGUGGAUAGUCUUCGGUCGACAAGAAGUGUGACUCCAGAGCGGAAUUCCCGCUCCAUCACACCAGAUCAAAGGCCAUCAAGUGCAAGUGGUCAGUUUACGAGAUCAAAGUCUGCCACGCCUUCUCUAUGUGGGCUAGCGGAGGAAAGUGAGAACAAGUCUGAAGCGAGCCCCAGUGAACGGGCCCAAAUAGGCUCUCCAAUACCAGAAACGGACGAGAUCACCAUUGAAAAUGAGUUAGAACCCGAGCCUGAGAAGGAGAAACCUAAAGAGGAGUCUGACGAAGCCUUAGAAACUUUACCGCUUGGUGCUGAAGCCCUGACUUUAGAGCAAAAACCAACGGAAGGAGAGUCUGGUCCACCGGAAGAAUCUUUAGACUUGGAAGAAUUGGAUGAGGAAAUGGCCAAAACUCUGAGGAACCGCAAUGGUGGUUACACCAGCUACGUAUUUAUUAGUUCAGAUCCAACUCAAGAUGAUGCUGCCAGUGUGGUCAGUGUGGGUAGUAACAAGAGCGUUGGGGACAACAGAGUGCGAGUGAAUAUUAAAGAGACUGGAGCCAAUUGCGUAGUCCUUCAAGAUGGUCGAGCGUCGAAUAUCAGCAUUGUCUCCACCGAAAGUUCCGAAUUGGGGUCCCCCACUUCGCCCAUAAAUGGGAACGACGAGGACGAGUUGUUUAUGCAAAGAGCCCCGCCACAGCAAGUCCCCGACUUACCCGCCAAGAUAAGAUCACGAAAUGGAGGUGUGAUUGAUUUGGCGCAACAUUUUUCACCCCCGCCAUCAUUAGAAUAUCGUGCUCGUACUCGAGGUGGUGAAGUCAGUGAGCCUUUUGAAGAUGAGUACCUUAACCGAAAUGAAGACACCCCAUCUCCCGUGGGGGAUGAAGCUCAAAAUGAUCGGAACGGUCUAGCCAACUACUUCACCAACGCGUUGGAAGCUGGUGGUCAUACCUCAUCUCGUCGAGGCCGACCCCCUGUGAUUCGAGCUGCAGAUCGCGCUGCUCGAUCCCGUCAACAUCAAAUGGCUCCAGAUCAGUACGAUGAGGGUGAUCAUGAUGGUAUGGAAGGAGCUGUGGAUGGGGACGGUCACGAUUACAUGUACGAUGAAGAUCAUGAAUUCCAAAUCAGUGAAAUGCAUGACAGUAGUCAUCCUUAUGAUGAGGAAGACGUGCUCUACUCCGACGAGUAUGACCCUAAUUAUGAAGUGAGGUAUGAAUCAGGGGAGGAAGAUGAAUAUGGGGAAACAGCAAGAGAAUACCCGAUGUGCCAACCUGUUUAUGACGACUCUGGCGAUGAAUACAGUGAAGGCGAGCCCCUCUCGUCUGGGGACGAAUAUUUUGAUCGCGAGGAAGAACUUCGCGGAUAUAACCGACAGAUUGACUUCACCCUUCACACAAUCCUUGAAGAGAGUUGUGAGGAUUCUGAAUAUGAAUCCAGAAGUCUUGAGCAGCAGCAGCAACAAAAACGCCAAUCUGAUCCGUCGGCCUUGGAGCGCUACUUCUUUUAUGACGUGGGUGGUGGCAAUGAAGAUGAUACCUUUUCUGAGACCUCUUUGAAUACGACCAGCGAGAGGACUCAUGAAGAGGAGGAAUUGAGUAUUGCAGCUGAGGAAUCUGCUUCCAAUCGCUACGACAAAUACUUCACCCCUCUGGGAAGUGUACAAAACAAUCCAAUGGAGUCAUUGGAGAUGAUCAGUGACGUUCAGACAGAUGAUGGAGGCUCUGUUGGCUCCGAAUCGGAUGGCCAACGCAGUCCCAAUGGCUUCAACAAAAAGAAGAAAGUGAUCCGCUCCAAGGGCUUCCGAACCGAGCGGCUUUCUGAUCGUGGCGAGAGCGACAAUGGCAAUUCCAACGUUGAAGAUGACCCUCUCCACAGACCCUUGGAAGCGAGUUACUCGAACUCAAGUGAUGAUAGCCACGCUCAAAUAUCGGGAGAGACCCAAUUCGACACCAUGAAACGAAAAAAGAAGCAAUCUCGUCGCACCGGUGCUGAAGAUCGAAAAAGUGAUGGUGAACGGAGUGCCGAUAGUCGCAGGCCCAGUGGUGCUUCUGUUGAGCAACUGGGAGUAAUAAACCCAUUGUUUAAAGCACCCAUCAAUGUUGAAGAGUCGCUGAAGAAAGAUGGGAUCAGUCCCAAAGGAACUCCUCCCAUCACACCUCUUCCGUCACAAAUCAUUGAAGUUCAACCGGCUUCUACUGCUUCGGGUUCUUCUUUGGAGCCCGGUCUUCAGCAAAGUGCUUCUCCAUCGGGUUCCGAGAAGGAAUUUGAUUUGAUGAAGCAAAGCAAGAAGUCCAAAGCGGCUCUAUUACUCCAAAGGGAGUCCCACCACGCCUCGCCAACGGGCUCUCCUCCUGUCAAUGGGCCUGUACGUAAGCACAAGUCACGUGAUAGCGGUUUCGUUGGGAGCACUGAUGAUCUCCUCCGUAAUGAGACGAACCAAGUGGGUGUGACAAGCAGUGAUAGUAACCAUAGCUUGUCGGACCAUGAAAACGAGAGGAAGAACUCUCAGCCUCGUUUGGAGAAAUUAAGUGAAGUGAGUGAGAACACUGAAGACGAUGCUGAGAACCACCAACAGCAUUUGGUUGACAUUGCGUUUGGCAAAGGAGACAUCAAAACGGAGCAAAUUGUGAACUUCCAGUUACCUCGAAAAGAAUCGCCUGAUGCCAUAAGGGGACCUCUUACGCAUAGCCAAUUGGUGCGAAAGGAUAGCUUUCAAAACUGGAGCUCUGAUGAAGACACAAAUAUCAUGAUGAAUCGAAUGAGAUCCUUCUUCAAAGGCAUUUUGGCUGGCCAUCAUGGUGUCUCACCAGAGUCCAAAGAAAAGCCACCGCAGAUUCUAGCAUUUGAAGAGCAGCUCACCAAGCUUAUGCGGACAGUUCCCGGUAUUAAUGAGGAUCAAGUCAAGGAGAUUGUUGAAUAUCUCUCGAGCGAAGACACAUGGAGUGAUUCAUACGACUCGUCUGACUAUGCUAGUAGCGAUCUAGAUGGUGCCUAUGGCUACAUUGACGCUGAUAUCCCAGAUUUGAACAUCUCGCCCGAAAUCCAGCAACAAAUUUCGUCCAGUUGUCAGGAGAUCAUUCAGAAGUUCGACACAGGAUCAUAUGGAACAACCCAACCUGCCAAUCUAAGUGUGGAUCAAGAUGAAUUCCAAAAAGAAGCUGCACUCAUGUAUCAGCAACUCAUGGCAAAAAUGCAACAAAACCAAAUGGAAAAAGAGCUCCAUCGUCAGGCAUCCAGAUCAACCCGGAACUCUCCGCCAAUUGCAGCUAAGGUCAUGCAACAUAUUAGCACUCGACUCGUUGCCCUCAUGCACGAAGCUGGAGUAAACAGUGAGGGUGGGAAUUCAUCUCCAGCCUCAAUGACCGAAGCCACUUCUUCAAGCACCUUCUCUGACCGUCGUCAAAUUGGUCCACCAACUCGCAGGUAUAAGAGAGUUCAAGACGACAAAAAAGGGGAGGACUUCAUGAACCCCAAAAUCAGCACACAUUUAAACAAAUCCUCAUCAAAGUCAGUGGAGGCUUUAACCGCCAACUCGUCUAGGAAGUCUUCCAACGACUACGACGUUUGGCAAGGUGUGGCCAGAGAUGGGAACCAAAAUCAAGGUCAACCUCGCCGAGGUUCCUUGGGUAUGGUAAAAGGCCAGAUGGAGUCGCUCCAAUCCCAUUCAUCUGGCUCAAUCAAUGAAGAUGAGCGUUGUAGUUGGAAGGGUAGCUUUGAAUCUACCCUGGCAGCUGAUAUGUCCUCCAAGCACCGUCGAGUCGGAAGCAACAGUGAAUUGAACUCAUCUUCUAUGGAACAAAUAGACAAGUCCCGAUCAGGUUCCAAAUCAGCCCGUGGCACUCGCAAUUCGGCUCGAGUUUCGGUACCAGUUGUUCAUACGGAUUCCGAAGAGGAGAGUGCAAGGCAGAGCUCGCACAAUGAUCCAAGUUCCAGUAGCACCCUCCCUCGAGAAAACUCAUUACAUUCAUCCAGUUCAUCAUCAGUGCGUUCUUCAGUGUCUUCAAGGCAUUCCACGAACUCUCUCCCGCGGUUGGGAACCAGUGCCAUCAAGAAACCCAGAGCUCCCCAAGCUCCAACAACCACUGCCACCGGGCCUAGUCAAAUCAUGACCACGACCGUGACUCUGGCUGCAGCCUUAUCGGCCGGGCCAAAUGGCGGCGGAAGCGGCCCAAGAUCGGCUCGAUAUCGACCGCCCGGCUACAAGCCCGCUCCGUCUCGAAAAAUAUCCCCGUCCAUGGGGAAUGUGCUUCCUCAGCGCAAGACCAGUAUCGAAGGCGUGUAUGUCCAACGAUUUAACGAUGAUGUGGCGAGUGAGUUCUCCAGCAAGUCAGGGAGUCCUUCACCGGUGAUCAUGCGGGAUUUCCGAGAGAGUUCGGUCAACUCGAAAAGUUCCUUGGAAACCAACGAAGAAGAGCAUCCACGGGAUGAGCGCUAUCCAAGUCCGUUCAACAAGGCCGGCUCUCUUUCGUCCCUUGGGUCUCGUUCGGAGUCCAUGCUCAGUGUGUAUUCCCAGGAAGGAGGCCGUUAUGGAAGUGUUGUGGUCCGAGGUGAGGUCGAAUUAGGCAUGCUCUACAGCUUCAGUUCGGGAUGUCUUGAGAUGGCAAUUAAGCAAUGUCGAGAUCUGGCCGCCGUGGACACCAAGAGGAACCGAUCCGAUCCAUACGUCAAGGUGUACCUCCUACCCGAUAAGACGAAAAGCGGGAAGCGAAAAACCAAAGUGAAGAAGCACACACUCAACCCAGUCUUUGAUGAGAUACUCAAGUUCCAAAUGCCUUUGUCAGAAGUAGAGAAACGAACGAUCUGGUUAACGGUGUGGCACAGUGAUAUGUUUGGUCGGAAUGAUUUCCUGGGCGAAGUCAUGCUCCCAAUGGCUGGUCAAGUCUACGAUGAACCCUCUCCCAAGUGGUACAGUCUCCAAGAUAGGACUGAACCUCCGGGGGGUGAAGACGAUCCCAUGGGUGCUUACCGCGGCGAAAUCAUCAUCGCACUCAAAUUCGUGCCCAAUACCUCUGACCUGAAAUCAAAAUCAUCGCGACAAGUGCGCAAAACUCGGGGCAUGCUCAUGGUUCUCGUGAAGGAGGCCAAGAAUCUGGUUCCUCUCAAGGGCUCGGCCAACACGGAUCCAUUUUGUAAAUGUUAUCUGCUGCCCGAAAGGAACAAGACCGGGAAACAGAAGACCAAUGUGUGUCGAAGAACCUCGAAUCCCCGAUGGGAACACACGGUGACUUGGGAUCAAGUGACCAUGGCUGAUCUGGCCGACCGCAGUCUGGAGGUGUCCGUUUGGGAUCACGACCGAUUAGGACAAAAUGACAUGCUUGGAGGAGUCCGAUUUAACCUUGGUUCUGGCAAACAUCAAGGCAAACCCUCCGCCUGGAUGGAUUCGACGGGCAAGGAAGUUACCCUGUGGCAACAAAUGUUGGAUCGACCCAAUUUCUGGGUCGAGGGAGCCGUUCAUUUGCGGCCUGUGGAGAAGAUGAAUUCCACCCCAUCGCCGAUAUGAGAUUUCUCUGUUGUCUAGAAAUGUACCUACUAGUCUUUUCAAUGUAUCUGAACAACAAUUCUAUUUCCUGUGCUCGAUGUGAUGUGAUAGUUAUUCUUACCUGAUGUCUGACUUAUCAAAAAGAACAUGCCAUGAUUACAACAAUAUUUGCUAUUAACGUCCGCCGAUAGUUGCAUUAAUUACACAAACACUUCUACUAUUAAUCCCCGAUUCACCUUCGAUUUGACGCGUUCCAUGCGAUUACCUCACCUACUAAGUCCUGUAAUAUGCUUAUCCAUGAUCCCUCCACGUAACCAUCGCAAACUUUACACUACUCUAUGUCAUUAAAACUCUCUCUCCGCUACUCCGUUGAAUUAUCCUCAUUUGUCUGGUAUCUCUUUGUGAAGGAAUCACACAUGGCGCGUAUUCUAAACAGCUGGGCUCCUCUUCUCACAGAUUCUUGAGCAGAGUUAACCAAUGGGAUAUGAAAAAAAUGCCAUUGAGAAAUAUAACCAAUACUGAAGCCAAGCCAA